Molecule: messenger RNA, 2344 nt
Organism: Telopea speciosissima
Lineage: Eukaryota; Viridiplantae; Streptophyta; Magnoliopsida; Proteales; Proteaceae
Exons: 1
Coding region: 122-2104 (660 amino acids)
Source: RefSeq, a predicted model, not a curated record
AAACCAAUCAAAAACCUCCGAUGUCAGCCGUUAGAAGAAGAGGAAGAAGAAAUAUGAAGCUUAGAUUUACUGAGAUCAAUUAAUCGUCACCAUCAACUAUCUCUCUCUCUCUCUCUCUCUCAUGAGCCCCAACAAAACACAGGAUCUCCUACAGUUCCACCCCCACCACCACCACCACCACCACCACUUCUACUACCACCAAAUCAUGGAGCAACCAGAGGAAUUGCAACCUCCGAUUCCGUCAUCACCAUCUCUAGUUCAGCCACAAGAACCUUUCUGUCUCCCUUCGAUGCCCGAAAUUGUAGUUUUUCGAGAUGAGGACGACGAAGAAGAAGAUGAGGACAAGCACGACGACUCACCAAGCCCUAGCUCCUCCGACGCAGACGACGCUCACCAACACUCCACCACUGCCGCCUCUUCCGCCACUGCUGGAACCGUUCCCCCCAGCAUACACCAGCGUGCCUCUGUCUACAUCAACCCCGAGCCUCAUAUCUCCUCUCAGUUCUACACCUUCAACCGCGAGUCCCAUGCUCUGAUGGUCCAGUGUAUUCUGGAGCGCCGCCUUGCUACGCCUGAAGAGAUCCGCCGUGCCACACCUCGGCCGGUCCUAAAGAGCUGGCGCUCUGUCUGGAAGGACCGCAACGAGGACACCGCCUACCUCACGGCCUGGAAGCGAAUCCAAGACAAGCUCAACGCUCACAUCGACGCUCACGGCCACGAGGUAUUGUUUUUCAAGAAUAAUUCCCAGCAGUAUGUAUCCCAUGUUGAUCAGUGGCAGGACAUCGUCACGAGCUUCCAUGGUGAUGCCGAUCUCAAGCACUUAGGGCUUAAGGAGACAAUUGAGCGAAUUAAACAAGUUUGGACCGUUGGUGCCAAAUUCUACGGAAUUCCCGAAUCCUUUAUUAGGGUUUGUGUUACAUCGUGUCCCGUAUGCUCCGACGCGUCGGGUUCUGCUCCCAGGACUAAACGCCGCAGAUUUGAGUAUACGGAGUCCUUCGAUGUUCCUGCCAAGGAGGUCCCUCACCGUCUUCAGCAGCUGGCGGCGAAGCACAAGGUUGUCCUUUGUAUUCGUCAGAAGUAUAUCAGGUACAAACCCUUCAUGGCGGAGGUUAAAGAUUAUGCUUGUCAUCGGGCUGGGGAGCCUGCCGCGAAGAAAUCGAGGAUUUUGAAGAGGGAGCCUUAUGCGUCGAAACGGUGCGGUUGUGGGUUCCGGAUUAGGGCAAUUGUUCCGAUUGCCAACUAUAAUGAGAAGGACAAGACAUUUGUGUAUCAGGAUGAAGGGAUGGCUGUGUUCAAGCUGUAUGCUGUGCAUUCUGGGCAUGAACCAGGGCCAUUGGACGGGAAUGCAAGGAUCAUACAUAGGGUUGUUGGGCAUAAAGGUGGAUUCUUGAUGGAUCAGGAUACUAUUUAUGGGAUGAAUGAGGAUACCGAGACGGACGCAUUUUCUCUAAUGAGUAAGGAAGAUGGUGAUUUGCAGCUUACAGUUUUGCACCAGGUUCAGGAACUAAGGGCUGAAAUUGGGCUGCUUGAAGGGAAAAUUAUAAAAACGCCGCAGGAGCUGUUGGGGCCAUUUUCUAGAGAACUGUCAAAUAUUGUGAAUAGGAUUAGGAGUCUGGGGGAGGAUGUGUCUAGGCCGGUCGGAUUACUGCACGAUAAGCAUCAAGCUGAUGAUGUUUUGGUGGCAGAGAAUGAGCUGGCACAUUGGGGUGACCAUCACCAUGAUCGGUUAUACGGGGAUGGAAAGGACACUGAGCUCAUUGAAGAGGAUGAUGACAGUUUUGAGCGGACACUUGGGGAUGUUGCGUCUUGGGAUCGAAUCAGGACAGACUGUAGGAGUAGGAAAGUGCUGAUGAGUGAUAGCUGUAAAUCUGAUAAGUGGUUGAAAGAUGCUUGUGGUGAUUUUGAUGAGAAGAGCAUCCUUGAUUGUGAGGAUUCUAAGUUAAUUAAGCCCAUGAGGCAUGAUGGUACAAUUGAUGCCGGUCUUGUUGGUAUACAGGUAGACAGCUUCUACCCAGAUAAUUCUAAGUGGUUUGAUUCGCCUUGCAGUUUGGAUCCCAGUACAGAUUGUGGAGAUAGUGGAUUCAGACAUGAGGAGAUUGUGUAAUUUUAGAGCACUUGAUUUGCUCACUUCAGCAUAGUUAUAGCUUUUUAAGCGAAGACCAUUAGUUGGAAGUGGGAUUGUAAAUUAUGUACAAUGAAGAUUGUGACCUACCAUACAUGCUUUGGCAUCUUUAUCGUUGGGUUGCUGUGUGGAGUACCCCUGUUUGGUUUCCUGCACAGGCUUCAUUAACUUUUUUAACCAUGUUGUAGAACUUUGAUAUGUUAGAUUUGGUUCUUCUGACAA